Laccaria bicolor S238N-H82 is the source of this 907-nucleotide messenger RNA. RefSeq lists its product as uncharacterized. The record is from RefSeq and is a predicted model, not a curated record. The transcript is spliced from 2 exons. Gene Ontology annotation, molecular function: protein homodimerization activity; protein-folding chaperone binding; adenyl-nucleotide exchange factor activity. Lineage: Eukaryota; Fungi; Basidiomycota; Agaricomycetes; Agaricales; Hydnangiaceae. Gene Ontology annotation, cellular component: PAM complex, Tim23 associated import motor. Gene Ontology annotation, biological process: protein folding; protein import into mitochondrial matrix. Bases 1 to 729 code for a protein of 242 amino acids.
AUGAACUUCGCUACGUCAACCUUUAGAGCUUUUAGGACAUGCGCGGCAUCACCGUCGUCGUCUAGGAUCCUUACGCGUCCAUUGGUCCCUUGCCGCUUCUCCGGGGCGAGACGACAUUACUCGGAAGGGACUGCCAGCACCUCGGAGGGUGAUAAGGCGAAGGACCCACAAGGAGAGAAGGGUUCAACUUCAGACCUUGAAGAAAAGAUAAAGGCCAAAGACGCUGAGGUUGUGGAUUUGACGGGCCGCCUUCGUUACCUUCAAGCAGAUUUUCUGAAUUUGCAACGAAAUGCUGCGCGAGAGAAGGAGCAAACGCGCGACUUUGCAAUAACGAGGUUCGCUUCGGAUUUGCUGGAAACCGUCGACGUCCUCGCAAUUGCUCUGAAAUCCGUGCCCGCCACUGCUCUCUCGACACACGAGUCAUCACAAACUUCUACCACCCCGCCUCCAGAAUCCCUCCCAAAAUCACAUGAAGCCUACCUUCGGGAGCUGCACACUGGCGUAGAAAUGACGCACCGCCUCCUUCUGCAGACAUUGUUUAAAUACCAUGUCAAGCCUUUUGAUCCAACCGGUGACAAAUUUGACCCAAAUCAACAUGAAGCCUUAUAUCAAGCCCCAAUACCCGGCAAAGAACCAGGGACCGUCAUCGACUGCCAGAAGACUGGCUACACUAUCAAGGACCGGGUCUUGAGGGCCGCGCAGGUUGGGGUAGCACAGGACACAUCAUAACGAAUCUGAAUAUUCUGUGGAUCUUCUGGAUAUUGGAGGAGGAGGAGUGUUGGUAGAAUGCUCGAUCAAAAUUAUAUACGUAACCGUUAAUUCGAAGAACCUCAACUCUAGAAUAUUUUUAUUUUACUCAGUAGUGGUCGUCACCGUAUCUCGACGUCAAAUUGACUGCUCAGCCGUG